Messenger RNA from Dothidotthia symphoricarpi CBS 119687, 3333 nucleotides. RefSeq names its product calcium ATPase. Gene Ontology annotation, biological process: potassium ion import across plasma membrane; intracellular sodium ion homeostasis; sodium ion export across plasma membrane. NCBI's taxonomy places the organism in Eukaryota, Fungi, Ascomycota, Dothideomycetes, Pleosporales, Dothidotthiaceae. The transcript has 12 exons. The coding region runs from base 75 to 3299 and encodes 1074 amino acids. Gene Ontology annotation, molecular function: ATP hydrolysis activity; ATP binding; P-type sodium:potassium-exchanging transporter activity. The record is from RefSeq and is a predicted model, not a curated record. Gene Ontology annotation, cellular component: membrane.
CCAUCUCAUUCUGAGCCUUCUCUGUCGCUGUGUUACUAAGAUCUUCUCGGUACGGACUGUAUUCGCUUUUGGAUAUGGAUGAAGAGAACAAGCAACCAGUUCAUCGAAUCCGAUUCGGAGACGAGGAAGAUGGCCAUGUACUGCAUGAGCGUGCCCCCCAGCAUCAUCGACGUCAGUCCAGUGUCGGAAGUCUUUCCAUUCGCAGUUCUGUUGGUGCUGCUAGGACCUUCCAACCUGAGACAGCACUUCCCAUCACCUAUCGGACACUCUCUAUUGAGGUGGAUGAGGAUUUACACAAAAGACAGGAAGGCUUGGGGCGUGCGAAGGAAAAGGCAGCAGUCGAUCUGGCCGCUCUAGAUUGGCACACACUCACUGUUGACGAGCUGUGUCGUCGUCUCUCUGUCGACAUCGCCUGUGGUCUUUCCGAAGACCAGAUCAAGCAUCGUACCGGCGAGUAUGGCCAAAACAAAAUGACUUCUCCCCCGUCGGGUCUCUUCGGCAAGAUAACAGGUUACUUCUUUGGUGGUUUUGGUGGCAUUCUCGUUGUUGCUGGUAUACUUGUCUUCAUUGCUUGGAAACCUCUCGGAAGCCCGCCAGCAGUUGCCAACUUGGCACUCGCCUGUGUUCUGAUUGCAGUCUGGAUCGUUCAAGCUGCUUUCAACGCAUGGCAGGAUUGGUCGACCAGUCAGCUCAUGGCUUCCAUUGCUUUGGGGUUACCUGAUCAGUGUAUCGUCAUUCGUAACGAAUCCCAUACCAGAGUUUCGGCUGUGAACCUCGUUCCUGGAGAUGUUAUCGUCAUCAAACAUGGCAAUAAGUUACCAGCAGAUGUUCGUCUUGUUGAAGUGUCAAGCGAUGCCAUGUUCGAUCGCUCGAUUCUCACUGGGGAAUCGGAGCCUGUGGUAGCAAGUGUGCAGUCGACCGAAGAAAAUUAUCUCGAGACCAACAAUAUUGGCCCCCAAGGAACGUACUGCAUCUCCGGUAGCUGCUUAGGAGUGUGUGUGGCUACUGGCGACAACACCAUCUUUGGACGGAUCGCGAAGCUGACCUCGGAUCCCAAGACAGGAAUGACCCCGCUCCAAAAGGAGAUUCUGCGCUUUGUCUCAAUCAUCUCUGUUUUCAUCACAUGCGUUGUUAUUCUGAUCAUUGUUCUCUGGGCGGCAUGGCUCAAAAAGGCCCACCCAGAAUGGAUCAACGUUCCUCUUCUUAUAGUCAGCUGCGUUUCAGCUGCGGUGGCAUUCAUUCCAGAAGGCUUGCCUAUUGCGUUGACAACGAGUCUGACUAUCACGGCUAACAUGAUGAGGAAGAACAAGAUCCUUUGCAAGUCGUUGAAAACGGUUGAAACUCUUGGGUCCGUGUCAGUGAUUUGCUCAGACAAAACAGGCACCUUGACGAAAAAUACUAUGGUGGUGACGGAUACAUAUGCUGCUGGCGAAGAGUUCACGCCGGAAGCAGCGCGCAAUCUGAUGGCUGCUUCAAACUCCGAAAACAAUGCCACCUAUAUCAAAACACGCCGACAGGUUAUGAACGAAUUGCGUAUGUUAUCCGGCUUGUGCAACUCUGGCGAGUUCGACGCAGCCACAAUGCACAAGCCCAUCCCAGAGCGCACUAUCAACGGUGAUGCGACGGACAAAGCUACGCUCGCUUUCUCCGAGACCCUCGGAUCUGUGGCGGAGUUACGACGCGACUGGAAGUUGCAGUUUGAGAUUGCCUUCAACAGCAAGCGAAAGUUCAUGGUUCGUCUUAUGACGCCAGCAAACCAGAAUCCGACGAGUAACAAUACUAAUCUCAUGAUAAAAGGAGCUCCAGAUGUCCUCAUGCCUUGGUGUGACACUCUUCUCAACGACAAUGCUGAAGUCGUACCUCUCACCGACGGCCAGCGCCUUCAAAUCGAGCGAGUCAAAGAUAGCUGGUCGCGUCAGGGCAAACGUGUUAUUCUUCUCGCACGCAAGCCCACCGUUUUGCCCUCUUCGGACAACCGCGAAAAGGAAGUUCUUGCAGUCGCUUGUCAGGGUCUCACUCUAGUCGGCCUACUCGGCAUUGUUGAUCCGCUUCGAGACGAAAUUCCAGAGGUGGUGAGAACCCUACGAGGGGCUUCCAUCCGCAUCUUCAUGGUCACUGGUGACUUCAAGCUCACGGCCCAGGCUAUCGCCGAGAGCUGUGGCAUCAUUUCAAACCCAGAGUUGGUCGAUGGCAUCAACGCUCUCGAUAGAGAUGGUACUUCUAGCACCACAAAGCAAGCGAUUGUAUUGAGUGGCACAGAGCUCAUCACUUUGAAUGAAGCUCAGUGGGAUGUAUUAGCAAAGUAUGAAGAGAUCGUCUUUGCGCGGACAACACCCGAGCAGAAACUCCGCAUUGUCAAGGAACUACAAGCUCGCGAGUAUAUCGUUGGUAUGACGGGUGAUGGAGUCAACGAUGCGCCAUCUUUGAAGACCGCUGACAUUGGAAUUGCAAUGGGCAGUGGAUCCGACAUCGCCAUCGAAGCAGCCGACAUGGUACUUCUCGACUCCUUCGCGGCAAUAGUCCAAGCCGUCUUGUACGGACGAUUAGUCUUCUUCAACUUACGAAAAACAAUCACGUACCUGCUGCCUGCCGGAAGUUUCAGCGAGCUGUGGCCUGUCAUCACGAAUGUCGCUUUUGGCAUACCACAGAUUCUCUCCUCGUUCCUCAUGAUCAUCAUUUGCUGCUUCACUGAUUGUGCGGCCGCUAUUACCCUCGCCUACGAAAAACCCGAGGCGGAUCUUAUGCUCCGACCUCCGCGUAACCCCAGGAAAGAUCGUCUCGUCGAUGCCAGGCUGAUUUUCCAUGCGUACUUCGUUAUCGGCCUGAUACAGUGCUUUUGCUCAUUUACCAUGGCAUUUUGGUACAUGUCGAGAAAGGGAGUGCCAUUUACAGCAAUGUGGCUCAAGUUUGGCAAAUAUGACGCACAGUAUGACCCAGCGUAUAUCACCGAGAUAGCAAACACAGCAUCUAGUAUCUACUUUGUCACGCUAGUAGUUAUGCAACUCUUCAAUCUCCUCGCAACCCGCACCCGUCGUCUCAGCAUCUUCCAACAACCCCCGCUUUUCAACAAAGAGACUCAGAAUUGGCUGGUUUUUCCUGCUAUGGUGUUCUCCAUCGUGAUCGUAUUCAUCUUCUGUUACAUUCCCUCCCUGCAGCAUACCAUCGACACAAGACAGAUACCCGUGGAACAUUGGUUUCUGCCUGCUGCGUUUGGCUUCGGGCUGCUGAUGUUUGACGAGGCAAGGAAGUAUGCUGUGCGGACUUGGCCCGGCUCUUUUGUGGCUAGGAUGGCUUGGUAGAGAUAUACGUAAGAUGUGGGCACUGAGUAAGCAC